UCCCGGGCUCUGUUGAUUAAUCUCAGCCGUCCAUGCAGAAACGACGUCGUUCGGUUCGCAGCCGUGAAAGCUGAAACAUCCUACAAUUCCUUCCCAAAUAGCCAAAUAGAAGAAGAUGGAGGAUUGAUGAUAGAAGCCCAUUCGUCUGAGCCAUUUGGAGCUUUCUUAGCGUGACACAAGGAGGUUGAAGAUGACAAAGAAUAUGGUUUUGAAGAAAAGCAACGAUCACUGGGCUUUUCUGGAAGAAAUUGAAGCUCCUAUGUGGGUGGAUCUUACAUUAGAAUCCAACUCAAACAACCAACAUAUUGAUGAUGAGUGGUUUUACAGAAGCCACCUGUUCCACCAAUGCUCUUCUCGCCAGUUGAAGGCUGCAUUUUCCAAUUCUGGUGAGGAUAGUAUGGCCUUAAACUAUGACUUAGAGGGACCAUCUUCGCCAAAACUUCCCUCUUCUGUCUCUAAGUCAAGAGGCAAAGACUUUGUAAACAAGAAAUGGAUAGGGGAAAACCAGGAUUUUUCAUUAGAUAAGUGGAACCCGGAAAAAGUUCUGAGUGGGACAUCUUCCUGCGGGAAUUCAGGGUCCAGUGAUGAGAUGAAACCCAAAUCAAGCUUUAUACAUUUGAAAGGAACAUCGAGUUCCAAAUCAAGUUCAGUUUGUAAAAGCAGUUUCUUUGGAAAUCCCAUACCCAAUUGCUCUAAGCCAAUAUCUUCUUGUGAGGAUCCAACAUGUACUCUGAGUUCUAUGACAAACAGGGCAGAUGAAAGCAGUACAACAAGCACCAUUACAUCUGAGAGUGGCCAGCAGAAACAACAGAAGUUUAUGGAGAAAUCAAAUCAAGCGUUGAGUCAAGCAAAUGGGCUAUUGUCAGUCAUAAAGGCUCGUCUGAGGAAAAGCGGUGUUACAAGGCCAGCAUCCAGAGUGGAGAUUAAUGGUGAUAGAAGGCAAUCAAGAGGCCGUAAAUCUUCAUCCAGCAAGUCUAGUGUGGGAUCAUCUUCAAAUCCUUGUAAUGAUGGCAGGACCUCAGCAUCUACGUCAAUACAGUACAAAGAAAGAACCCCAGAUAGCAGAAAUGUGGCAAGAAUGACUCAUUCAUCCAAUAACAGAAUAAAAUCUUCUAAAGUAUCCAAGACAACUCAUAAGAUUGAUCGAGGGACUACAAAGUACAGAAUGGCACCUAAUGUUGCAAAGCCAGUCCACCUGGAAGCUGCAAAACCGAAGGCUCAAUAUCAAACUUUCAGAAGGAAACCUUUGGAGCCAGUUGGAGUUCAUGAAAAGAAGUCAAUUACUACUACUGUAAAAUCUAAGGAGAAAGCAGUAGUUGGUAGAUCUAACAGAUUGGCUGCCUCUGGAAAAGAGAAUGUGAAAAGGAGAAUCGUUGGGAGUCAGAAAGGCAAUAGCAAAGACAUUGCUGCUGUAACCAUGGUUUGGAGUCCGAAAGGGACUAAAGAGAGCAUUCUGCAGAGGAAUGACAGAACAGGACUGGCUGGAAAGGAAAAAUUCAGUGGUCAGAGCCCUUUUGUAAGCGUGAAGGACGUUCCCAAGAGGCCCCAUUUCAGAUGAGAGACCAGUGCAGCCUAACGGACCUGUAUGUAUAGUGUUAAACCUAACAUCAUUUCUAACACUGGAGGAAACAGAGUGAAACAAAGUUUUGCCCCCGCUUAUUUUUCAAGAUUUUGGCUGUACGUUUUGGUUCAUAUGGAAUUAAACUUUGUAGACAAUUUCUCUCACUGGGAGAAUCCUUCAGUAUUUCUAUGAAAUUUCUUCUGAUUGCCGUUA
This is a messenger RNA of Prunus avium (sweet cherry), 1774 nucleotides long. RefSeq lists its product as uncharacterized. Lineage: Eukaryota; Viridiplantae; Streptophyta; Magnoliopsida; Rosales; Rosaceae. The record is from RefSeq and is a predicted model, not a curated record.